This is a messenger RNA of Parathielavia appendiculata, 1134 nucleotides long. RefSeq lists its product as uncharacterized. Bases 1 to 1134 code for a protein of 377 amino acids. Lineage: Eukaryota; Fungi; Ascomycota; Sordariomycetes; Sordariales; Chaetomiaceae. The transcript has 2 exons. The record is from RefSeq and is a predicted model, not a curated record.
AUGUCGGCCUACCCACCGAACCCGAAUGCGCCGCUCACGGGUGCGGCUCAGACCGUCGAUGAGACCGGCCUCCUCGCCGUCGUCUGGGUCUGCUUCUCGGUGGCUACCGCCUUCGUGUCCCUUCGACUGGUCGUCCGAUUCCGCCAGAAUGGCUCCCUUCUCGUCGACGAUUACUGGAUCAUCUGGGCCUGGCUCUGCUCUCUUACCAUGGCGAUUCUCCAGACGGAGCAGAUGCCUUCGCUGUGGUACAGCACGUACCUCGGAGCAGGCCGCGUCGCCAUGGACCAGGACACCACAUGGCAACUCGAGCAACUCACUCGCUGGCAGUUCCCCAUCAUCAAGCUCUUCUGGACGAUCCUGUGGUCCAUCAAGGCGAGCUUCAUGGCCGUCUUUUUCCGCUUGGUCAAGCCGUUCCCGCUCCUUCGGCGUCUAUGGUACGGCGUCGCCGUCUUUACUUUCCUGGCCUACAUUGGUUGCUGGCUCGCGAGCUCCUUGACCUGCAGCCCUCCGUCGGAUUAUUUCAGAGCUGGCGCAUGCAGCGAACCACACGAGGUCUGGAUGCAAAAGUUCAACGUCAUCUACUCGACGACGGUCGACAUCGCGAGCGACCUGAUGAUCAUGGCUCUGCCCAUCGCUAUCCUGCCGUCGCUGCAGCUCGACGUCCGCCGCAAGAUCGGCCUGGGCGUCGCCUUCAGCCUGGGCGCCAUUAUCAUGUCGGUCGCCAUCGUCCGCAUGACGCAGGUCAUCACCGCCAGCGGUAUGGUCGACCUCGUCGGACUCGCCAUUUGGGGCGCCGUCGAGACCGCCACGGCCCUGAUUGUCGGCUCUCUGCCGCCGCUCAAGGCGCUGCUUUCGCGCAGCGUCAAAAAGUACAGCUCCGGAAACAAGUCUCACGGUUACGGGACCGCCCGGACGCCGGCGCCUGGCGGUCGCGGUGGCUACGGGCCCAACUCGGUGUCGAGGACUGUCAUGGUGGCCGAAUCCAUACCCUUGGACGACGUGCACACGAGCGCGCAGAAGGACGGGGGCAUUUAUGUGCAGAGGUCGUAUGAGACGACGGUCGAGUUUGAUGAGGCGUCUUCUCGGGAUGACGAUGAGGCUGACAUCGUCAAGAAGGGGCCUCGGGCGCUAUGA